GGCGGGGCGCGGCGGCGGUCUGUGUCUGCGCCUCGGCGGCCUCGGCGCUCGCAGACGCUCGGGGAACAUGGCGGCGGCGGAACCCGCUGUCCCGGCGCUCCCUGGCAGCGGCGGCGUGGGCACGGGGGCGCCGUCGGGCACGGUCCCGGUGCUCUUCUGCUUCUCCGUCUUCGCGCGGCCCUCGUCGGUGCCGCACGGCGCGGGCUAUGAGCUGCUCAUCCAGAAGUUCCUUAGCUUGUACGGCGACCAGAUCGACAUGCACCGCAAAUUCGUGGUGCAGCUCUUCGCGGAGGAGUGGGGCCAAUACGUGGACCUGCCCAAGGGCUUCACAGUGAGCGAGCGCUGCAAGGUGCGCCUCGUACCGCUGCAAAUCCAGCUCACUACUCUCGGAAAUCUUACACCUUCAAGCACUGUGUUUUUCUGCUGUGAUAUGCAAGAAAGAUUUAGACCAGCCAUCAAGUAUUUUGGAGAUAUUAUUAGCGUGGGACAAAGACUGUUGCAAGGUGCACGGAUUUUAGGAAUUCCAGUUAUUGUAACAGAACAGUACCCUAAAGGCCUUGGAAGCACUGUUCAAGAAAUUGAUUUAACAGGUGUAAAACUGGUACUUCCAAAAACAAAGUUUUCAAUGGUAUUACCAGAAGUUGAAGCAGCAUUAGCAGAGAUUCCUGGAGUUAGAAGUGUUGUACUAUUUGGAGUAGAAACUCAUGUAUGUAUCCAGCAAACUGCUCUGGAGCUCAUUGGCCGAGGAAUUGAGGUUCAUAUUGUUGCUGACGCCACUUCAUCAAGAAGCAUGAUGGACAGGAUGUUUGCUCUUGAGCGCCUUGCUCGAACUGGGAUCAUAGUGACCACGAGUGAGGCUGUUCUGCUGCAGCUGGUCGCAGAUAAAGACCAUCCAAAAUUCAAGGAAAUCCAGAAUCUCAUUAAGGCGAGUGCUCCGGAGUCCGGUCUGCUGUCUAAAGUAUAGGACAUUUGAAGGACUGGUACCCUCCUCACCACCAGGUGAAGGAUUGUAAGCCCAGACAAGCUCUUGUUUCUACUAAAAUUAAAAUGUUAAGUCAAAAAUGGCUCCUUCUUUGCGGCUCUUAGUAACACGUAAGCGGCUAGACUACUUGGUACUGGCAUUUAGUUACCAAUGUCAAAGGCUUCAGGUGCUGCUCACCUUCUUUUUCCUUAAUGUGCUUUUAUUUAUUAAAAAAAAAUACAAUGGAGGUGCCUGUUUUGUCUAUAUUGUAUACACUAUUAUACCUUUCAAAAGUGCACACUCUGGUGAAGUUUUCUUAAAUUGUGCACUUUAGAGAAAAAAAA
This is a messenger RNA of Urocitellus parryii (Arctic ground squirrel), 1305 nucleotides long. It is a transcript of the gene Isoc1, whose product is annotated as isochorismatase domain containing 1. The record is from RefSeq and is a predicted model, not a curated record. Lineage: Eukaryota; Metazoa; Chordata; Mammalia; Rodentia; Sciuridae.